CCUCCCCCCUUCACUCCCACGGAAGUGUGCAGAACCUAGACUUCAACGGCGUCUUUGAAACGCGACUAGACCCUCCUACAGAGCGGGAGCUGAACAGUUUGACGUACUACGACUUGAUCCAAGAUCUCCCAUGCAUGCAAGGGAGCGCAUCCAAGUUACCAGGAGGCAUCAAGGAUCAGCUGAGCGUGCUAGAGAAGAUGUACGAGCGGACAAGGGUACCCAACAACGUUGUGUCAGGGAAGGAGCUAGUGGUGUACGGCAUGCUCAAGCACCACGUUCAUUCGGACUGGAUCGGAGCGUCAGAGUGCAUCCAGCGUGCCAUUGACAUGGACGAGAACGACCUUGCGGCGUUGAAUGCUUAUGGGUCUCUGAUGCUAGAUGUUGGGAGCUACUACAGGCUGCAAGACAACGCUGCUGAGAGGGAGUACUGUCAGAGAAUAUUCAAGAUGGCACUCAAAUGGCAAGACGGCAAAGUGGUUCAUCCAAACUAUCACAACCACCUUCAGAGGAAUCUCUCCAGACUGGCCAAGAAAGCCCUGCAAGGCUUUCGAUACCUACACAACUUCUGGUUGGAGGUGCACCGCUCUUUGUUAACGGCAGAGCUUGCAAGGGUGGGAGAAGGGAAACAGUAAACAAGGGCAUGUUCACUUG
Guillardia theta CCMP2712 is the source of this 651-nucleotide messenger RNA. RefSeq lists its product as hypothetical. The record is from RefSeq and is a predicted model, not a curated record. NCBI's taxonomy places the organism in Eukaryota, Cryptophyceae, Pyrenomonadales, Geminigeraceae. The transcript is spliced from 3 exons. Bases 135 to 632 code for a protein of 165 amino acids.